Molecule: messenger RNA, 1291 nt
Organism: Prorocentrum cordatum
Lineage: Eukaryota; Dinophyceae; Prorocentrales; Prorocentraceae
Source: the annotation of a GenBank genome assembly
GCACGGCCGUGCAAUGUCCCAUGAGUCGAUUGAUCGUGAAAGUGACCCUUCGCCGGAGUGACUUUGGUCCCCCAAGCAGUGGCUUGUGCGCUUGGAUCUGCCCCCUGUCCGCUUUCCCUUAAAGCCGCACACUGAAGGUCACUCGGCUUUCAGUACUAGGGUCAAUUUUGCGUGCAGCCGAAUGAGAGGUUGACAACGACACCACCAACAGCGACUACCAUACCUUUUGCCACGGCCGUGAACACCAGCGGACUACUGCAAUCAACGCCGACGACCUGAGUGCGAAGGCUACGCAGGAGCCUGCCAGGGCCGCCGUCGCGCAGCUGCUCGUGGACUCCGUGGGGAGUGGCCGGCUGGAGGGCGCGGUCGCAUCCGUGGGGGCGGAAGGCCAACCGUGGGACUACGUCGCCGUGAUGCAGGAGGGGGACACGACGCUCGGGUUCAAGAUGCAGUUCGACAGAGCGGAGACGAUCGCCGUGAACGUCGUGCAGCCUGGCGGCGCGGCAGAAAGGUGCGGUGUGGCCGUGGGCGACUGCCUGGUGACCGUCGCGGGCCACGAGGUGAAGAGCCUCGGGAAGAAGGCCACCAUCUCGGCCCUCCGGAGCGGGCAGAGGCCCCUCGAGCUGGGCUUCAAGCGCGCAGGCCCGCCAGCGUCGAAGUCCUUCGUCGCCGAGGCCUCGCGGGCCGCCCCGGGCGCCGCCGCCGCCCGCGGUGGUGGUGCGGCGUCAGGCGAGCCGUCGGCCGCCGCCAGGGCCUGGUGGGCCUCCUCGAGCCGCGGCGGCGCGGCGCCUGACGCGGGAGGCGGCUUCGGUAUGCCCGCCGCGCGGACGACGGCUUCGCCGCUGGCAGCGAUGAGUGCCGCCAGCGCCUACGGCCCGGAGCUGAGGUGCAUCGGGGUGGGCCCCCCGCUGCUGUUCAUCUGAGGCCGGACCGUGUUUUUUUUUUUUUUGUGUGUGUGUGUGUUUUUUGUUUUUUGUUUUUGGUUUCACCGUUGUAGGAUCCUCGUUCGGGAGGGGCCAGCUCGUCGGGCCGAGGUGCACACGCCCUCCAGGCCAAGCCAGGAGGGCGUGUCCGGCGGUCCUGGGCACAGAACUGGCCUCGCCGGGACCGGUGCCGCUGUAUCGUCGGUGCCCCUCCUGGGCGGCCGGGAUUGGCUCACCCUGCCGCGGUGUCAGGAGGGCGGUGCCUCAACGCCCUGCCCUGGGCGUUGGAGAGCCGCCCUCCCUGCCAGCGCGUGGCGCUCAGAAAGCAGCGGCGCCCGUUCCUGCUUCCAGCAGCGGCUGCGGGGAGG